CUGCCCCAGCCAGAAGAUGGCGAAGCGCGGCGCGCGGCUGUGCAGCGGGAGCGCACCGCACGUCGGUGGUCCCUGGGGCCCCGCGCCGCCGCCGCCGCUGCUGCUGCUGCUGGCCGGGCUGGUGCUGCUGGGCGAGGCGCGGGCCCCCGCGGGCGAUGGCUUCAGCCUGCACCCGCCCUACUUCAACCUGGCGGAGGGUGCCCGCAUCGCCGCGUCCGCGACCUGCGGCGAAGAGGCCCCGGCUCGCGGCGCCCCGCGCCCCACGGAGGACCUCUACUGCAAGCUGGUGGGGGGCCCCGUGGCCGGCGGGGACCCCAACCAGACCAUCCAGGGCCAAUACUGCGACAUCUGCACAGCUGCCAGCAACAACAAGGCACACCCUGCGAGCAAUGCUAUCGAUGGCACCGAGCGCUGGUGGCAGAGUCCGCCUCUGUCCCGUGGCCUGGAGUAUAACGAGGUCAACGUCACCCUGGACCUGGGCCAGGUGUUCCACGUGGCCUAUGUGCUCAUCAAGUUUGCCAACUCGCCUAGGCCUGACCUCUGGGUGCUAGAGAGAUCCACGGACUUUGGCCACACCUACCAGCCAUGGCAGUUCUUUGCUUCAUCCAAGAGGGAUUGUUUGGAGCGAUUUGGGCCUCGGACACUGGAGCGUAUCACGCAGGACGACGAUGUUGUUUGCACCACUGAGUACUCUCGGAUAGUUCCCCUGGAGAAUGGCGAGAUUGUGGUGUCUCUGGUGAACGGGCGCCCUGGGGCCAUGAACUUCUCCUACUCACCCCUCCUUCGAGACUUCACCAAAGCUACCAACAUCCGCCUGCGGUUCCUGCGCACCAACACACUGCUGGGCCACCUCAUGGGCAAGGCACUGCGGGACCCCACCGUCACCCGCCGGUACUAUUACAGUAUCAAGGACAUCAGCAUCGGUGGCCGCUGCGUCUGUCAUGGACACGCAGAUGUCUGUGACGCCAAAGACCCCGCGGACCCUUUCAGGCUACAGUGUGCCUGCCAGCACAAUACAUGUGGAGGCUCCUGUGACCGAUGCUGCCCUGGCUUCAACCAGCAGCCAUGGAGACCUGCCACCACUGACAGCGCCAAUGAGUGCCAGUCCUGCAACUGCCACGGCCAUGCUCACGACUGUUACUAUGACCCAGAGGUGGACCGACGCAAUGCCAGCCAGAACCAAGACGAUGUGUAUCAGGGUGGGGGUGUCUGCCUUGACUGCCAGCACCACACCACGGGCAUCAACUGUGAACGUUGUGUGCCUGGCUUCUACCGUGCCCCCAACGAACCACUGGACUCACCCCAUGUCUGUCGCCGCUGCAACUGUGAGUCAGACUUCACCGACGGGACAUGUGAAGACCUAACAGGCCGCUGCUACUGUCGGCCGAACUUCACAGGAGAGCGGUGUGAUGCCUGUGCCAAGGGCUUCACUGGUUUCCCACACUGCUACCCUAUGCUCUCAUUCUCAUACAAUAACACCGGGGAACAGACUCUGCCUGCCGGACAGAUCGUGAAUUGUGAUUGCAGUGCCGCGGGGACACAGGGCAAUGCCUGCCGGAAGGACCCUCGGAUUGGACGCUGUGUGUGCAAACCCAACUUCCAGGGUACCCACUGUGAGCUCUGUGCACCUGGGUUCUAUGGCCCUGGCUGCCAACCAUGCCAGUGCUCCAGCCCUGGGGUGGCUGAUGGCCUCUGUGACCCAGACUCAGGCCAGUGCACAUGCCGCACGGGCUUUGAGGGGGCUGCAUGUGAUCGUUGUGCCCCUGGCUAUUUCCGCUUCCCUCUCUGCCAGCUGUGUGGCUGCAGUCCUUCAGGAACUCUGCCGGAAGGCUGUGAUGAGACCGGCCGCUGCCGGUGCCAACCUGGGUUUGAUGGCCUUCACUGUGAUCACUGCCUCGCAGGCUACCACGGUUACCCCAACUGUCACGCCUGUGCCUGUGACCCUCGAGGGGCCCUGGACCAGCACUGUGGAAUGGGUGGUUCGUGCCGCUGCCGCCCCGGCUACACAGGCACCGCUUGCCAGGAGUGUAGCCCUGGAUUCCACGGCUUCCCCAACUGUAUCCCCUGCCACUGCUCCGCCGAUGGUUCCCUGCACGUAACCUGUGACCCCCAGACUGGGCAGUGUAGCUGCCGGCCCCGUGUGACAGGGCUGCGUUGUGACAUGUGUAUGCCAGGUGCCUACAACUUCCCCUACUGCGAAGCUGGUUCUUGUCAUCCUGCUGGCCUGGCCCCAGCCAAUCCUGCCCUUCCUGAGGCACAGGCUCCCUGUACAUGCCGGCUUCACGUGGAAGGGCCAAGCUGUGAUCACUGCAAACCUGGGUACUGGGGGCUGAGCCCCAGCAACCCCAAGGGCUGCACCCGCUGCAGCUGUGACCCGAGAGGCACCCUGGGUGGACUUGCCGAGUGCCAGUUGGGCAAUGGCCAGUGCUUCUGCAAGGCCCAUGUGUGUAGCCAGACCUGCUCAGCCUGCAAGGAUGGCUUCUUUGGCCUGGAUCAGGCUGACUACUUUGGCUGCCGCAGCUGCCGGUGUGAUAUUGGUGGUGCACUAGGUCAGGGCUGUGAACCGAGGACGGGUGCCUGCCGGUGCCGCCCUAACACCCAGGGCCCUACCUGUAGCGAGCCGGUGAGAGACCACUACUUGCCCGACCUGCACCACCUACGACUGGAGCUGGAGGAGGCGGUCACACCUGAGGGCCACGCCGUACGCUUUGGCUUCAACCACCUGGAGUUUGAGAACUUCAGCUGGAGAGGCUAUGCACACAUGGCACCCAUCCAGCCCAGGAUCGUGGCCAGGCUGAACGUGACCUCCCCUGACCUCUUUCGGCUGGUCUUCCGAUACGUCAACCGUGGAUCCACAAGUGUGAAUGGGCGAGUCUCUGUGCGUGAGGAGGGCAAGCUUGCUAGCUGUACCAAUUGCACAGAGCAAAGCCAGCCAGUGGCCUUCCCACCAACUACAGAACCUGCCUUCGUCACUGUACCCCAGAGGGGCUUUGGGGAGCCCUUCGUGCUGAACCCUGGCAUCUGGGCCCUGCUUGUGGAGGCUGAAGGCGUACUCCUGGACUAUGUCGUUCUGCUGCCCAGUGCCUACUAUGAGGCAGCUCUCCUACAGCACCGAGUAACCGAGGCCUGCACCUACCGGCCCUCAGCCCUGCACUCCACCGAGAACUGCCUCCUCCAUACCUACCUCCCCCUGGAUGGCUUCCCCUCAGCAGCUGGGUCUGAGGCCCUGUGUAGCCAUGACAACAGCCUGCCACGGCCAUGCCCCACAGAGCAGCUCAGCCCUUCACAUCCGCCUCUGGCUGCCUGCCUGGGCAGCGAUGUGGACAUUCAGCUUGAGAUGACAGUGCCUCGGCCCGGCCGCUAUGCUCUGGUGGUGGAAUAUGCCAGUGAGGAUGCCCACCAGGAGGUGGGUGUGGCAGUGCACACCCCCCAGAGAGCCUCCCAGCAGGGGUUGCUUACCCUCUACCCCUGCCCAUACAGCUCCCUGUGCCGGGGCCCGGCUCGAGACGCCCAGCACCACCUGGCCAGCUUCUACCUGGACUCCGAGGCCAGUGUCCGGCUCAUAGCCGAGCAAGCGCACUUCUUCCUGCAUAGUGUCACCCUGGUACCCACGGAGGAGUUCAGCAUGGAGUUCGUGGAGCCCCGGGUCCACUGUGUGAGCAGUCAUGGCACCUUCAAUCCCAGCAGGGCUGCCUGUCUGCCUUCCCGCUUCCUGAAGCCACCUCAGCCCAUCGUCCUCAGGGAUUGCCAGGUCCUGCCACUGUCUCCUGACCUUCCUCUGACCCAGUCACAAGCACUCACACCAGGUGCACCUCCAGCCGGACCACAGCCUCGGCCCCCAACUGCCGUGGACCCUGACUCAGAGCCCACCUUACUGCGCCAUCCACAGGGCACUGUGGUCUUCACCACCCAUGUGCCUACCCUGGGCCGCUACGCCUUCCUGCUACAUGGCUACCAGCCAGCCCACCCUACCUUCCCUGUGGAGGUACUUAUCAACGGGGGCCGCAUCUGGCAGGGCCACGCCAAUGCCAGCUUCUGCCCACAUGGUUAUGGCUGCCGCACUCUGGUAUUGUGUGAAGGCCAGACUGUGCUGGAUGUGACAGACAAUGAGCUCACCGUGACCGUGCGUGUACCCGAAGGCCGGUGGCUCUGGCUGGAUUACGUUCUUAUUAUCCCUGAGGAUGUGUACAAUCCCAGCUACCUUCGAGAGGAACCCCUGGACAAGUCCUAUGACUUCAUCAGCCACUGUGCCUCCCAUGGCUACCACAUCAGUGCCAGCAGCUCAUCCCCAUUCUGCCAGAAAGCCGCCACUUCCCUCUCUCUCUUCUACAAUAAUGGGGCCCUGCCUUGUGGCUGCCACGAGGUGGGUGCCACAGGCUCCACGUGUGAGCCCUUUGGGGGCCAGUGUCCCUGCCGGGCCCAUGUCAUUGGUCGAGACUGUUCCCGCUGUGCGACCGGCUACUGGGGCUUCCCCAACUGCAGACCCUGUGACUGCGGUGCCCGCCUGUGUGACGAGCUCACGGGCCAUUGCAUCUGCCCACCACGCACUGUCACCCCGGACUGCCUAGUCUGCCAGCCACAGACCUUUGGCUGCCACCCCCUUGUCGGCUGUGAGGAGUGUAACUGCUCAGGGCCCGGCGUCCAGGAGUUGACAGACCCUACCUGUGAUGUGGACAGUGGCCAGUGCAAGUGCAGACCCAACGUGGCUGGACGCCGCUGUGAUACCUGUGCCCCAGGCUUCUAUGGUUAUCCCAGCUGCCGCCCCUGUGACUGCCAUGAGGCCGGCACCAUGCCUAGUGUGUGUGACCCCCUCACAGGCCAAUGCCAUUGCAAGGAGAACGUGCAGGGCUUAAGAUGCGACCAGUGUCGCCUGGGGACCUUCUCCCUUGAAGCCGCCAACCCCAAGGGCUGCACCCGCUGCUUCUGCUUUGGGGCUACGGAGCGCUGCGGGAGCUCAACCCAUGCCCGCCAUGAGUUCAUGGAUAUGGAAGGCUGGGUGUUGCUGAGCACUGACCGGCAGGUGAUACCCCAUGAGCGACGGGCCGAGAUGGAGCUGCUCCACGCAGACCUGCGCCAUGUGGCCGACACUUUCUCAGAGCUGUACUGGCAGGCCCCAUCCUCCUACCUGGGGGACAGGGUGUCAUCCUAUGGUGGGACCCUCCGCUAUGAGCUACACUCAGAGACUCAGCGUGGGGACAUCUUCAUUCCUACUGAGAGCAGGCCUGAUGUAGUGCUGCAGGGCAAUCAGAUGAGCAUUGCCUUCCUGGAACCAUCAUAUCCUCUGCCUGGCCACAUUCAUCGGGGGCAGCUGCAACUGGUGGAGGGGAACUUCCGGCACGUGGAGACUCACAAUGCGGUGUCCCGUGAGGAACUUAUGAUGGUGCUGGCCAGCCUGGAGCAGCUGCAAAUCCGCGCCCUCUUCUCACAGAUCUCCUCAGCUGUCUCCCUGCGUAGGGUGAUCCUUGAGGUGGCUAGUGAAGCUGGCAGGGGGCUUCCAGCCAGCAAUGUGGAGUUAUGCAUGUGCCCUGCCAACUACCGUGGGGACUCAUGCCAGGAAUGUGCCCCUGGCUAUUACCGGGACAUCAAAGGUCUCUUCCUGGGCCGAUGUGUGCUCUGUCAGUGCCAUGGCCAUUCAGACCGCUGCCUUCCUAGCUCUGGAGUCUGUGUGGGCUGCCAACACAACACAGAAGGGGACCACUGCGAGCACUGCCAGGCUGGCUUUGUGAGCAGUAGGCCUGACGACCCUACGGCUCCCUGUGUGAGCUGUCCCUGCCCCCUGGCAGUGCCUUCCAACAAUUUCGCAGAAGGCUGCAUCUUACGAAAUGGCCAAACCCAAUGCCUCUGUAGACCAGGCUAUGCCGGGGCCUCCUGUGAACGGUGUGCACCCGGCUACUUUGGGAACCCCCUGGUGCUGGGCAGCUCCUGCCAGCCCUGUGACUGCAGUGGCAAUGGAGACCCCAACAUGAUCUUCAGUGACUGUGACCCUCUGACUGGUGCCUGCCGAGGCUGCCUUCGCCACACCACUGGGCCCCACUGUGAGAGCUGCGCUGCUGGCUUCUAUGGCAAUGCCUUGUUGCCCGGCAACUGCACCCGGUGCGACUGUUCCCCUUGCGGGACAGAGACCUGUGAUCCCCAGAGUGGGCGCUGCCUGUGCAAGGCGGGUGUGACUGGGAGACGCUGUGACCACUGUUUGGAAGGGCACUUUGGCUUCGAGCAGUGCCAGGGCUGCCGUCCUUGUGCCUGUGGACCAGCUGCAGAAGGUUCUAAGUGCCAUUCUCAGAGCGGACAGUGUCACUGCCAGCCAGGGACAGCAGGACCCCAGUGCCGCGAGUGUGCCCCAGGCUACUGGGGGCUCCCGGAGCAGGGCUGCCAGCGGUGCCAGUGCCCCCGAGGCCACUGUGACCCACACACGGGCCGCUGCACCUGUCCCCCAGGACUAGGUGGGGAGCGCUGUGACACCUGCAGCCAGCAGCACCAGGUGCCCGUGCCAGGCGGGCCUGGGGGCCACGGCGUACACUGUGAAGUGUGUGACCACUGUGUGGUCUUGCUUUUGGAUGACCUUGAGCGAGCUGGUGCUCUUCUCCCUUCCAUCCGUGAGCAGCUGAUGGGCAUCAAUGCCAGCUCUGCAGCCUGGGUCAGGCUGCACAGGCUGAAUGCCUCCAUUGCCGACCUGCAGAAUCGUCUCCGAAGCCCAUCGGGCCCCCGCCACCAGACAACACAGCAGCUGCAGACCCUGGAGCGACAGAGUGCAAGCCUCCAGCAGGAUGCGGAGCAGCUAGGCAAUCAGGCCAUAGGGGUCCGAGACCAGGUGAGCCGGCUGCUGGACAACACGGAGGCCACUCUGGGCCGGGCACAAACACUGCUGGAGACCGUGCGUGCUAUGGACCGUGCCCUGAACAAGCUGGUGUCUCAGAUGGGCCAAGUGUUUCCAGCCAAUGCCUCAGCCCCGUCUGGUGAGCUGCUGCGCUGGGAGCUGGUGGAAGUGGAACGGCUACUCCGGGAGCUGCGAGCCCGUGACCUGGGGGCCCCACGGGCAGUGGCAGAGGCCGAGCUGGAAGAAGCUCAGAGGAUGCUGGCCCGUGUGCGGGAACGGCUGGCCAGCCGCUGGGAGGAGAGCCAGGCACUGGCCACACACAUUCGGGACCAGUUGGCCCAGUAUGAGGCUGGUCUCAUGGACCUACGUGAAGCCCUGAACCUCGCAGUCAAGACCACCAGGGAGGCUGAGGAGCAAAACAGCCACAACCAGGAUCGGCUGGAGGGAGCCCUGCAACGGAAGCAGGAGCUGUCCCAGGACAAUGCCACCCUAGAGGGCACUCUUCGGGCUGCCAGCCGCACCCUUGGCCAUGCCUCUGAGCUUCUGCAGGGCAUGAACCAGGCUAAGGAGGACCUGGAGCACUUGGCGGCCAGCCUGGAUGGGGCCCGGGCCCCCUUGCUGAAGAAGAUGCAGGCUUUAUCUCCAGCCAGCACCAAGGUGGACUUGGUGGAGGCCGCGGAGGCCCAUGCUCAGCAGCUGGACCAGCUGGCGAGGAACCUGUCUGGCAUCAUCUUUGGUAUCAACCAGGACCGCUUCAUCCAGAGGGCUGUGGAAGCCGCCAACGCCUACAGUAGCAUUCUGCGGGCUGUGCAGGCUGCCGAGGGCGCCGCGGGCCAGGCCCUUCAGCAAGCCAGCCGCACGUGGGAGACAGUAGUGCGGCGAGGCCUGGCGAUCCGAGCCCGGGAGCUGCUGGCCAAUAGUAGUGCCCUGGAGGAGGAUGCCCGUAGGCACCAGAACAGGCUAGGCUUCGCUCAGAAUCGCCUGCAGACUGCAGGGACCCAGCUCCGUGAUGUCUGGGCCAAGAAGGAUCAGCUGGCAUCCCGAAUCCAGGAAGUACAAGCCAUGCUGGCCAUGGACACAGGUGAGACCAGCGAGAAGAUCGCUCAUGCCAAAGCUGUGGCAGCCGAAGCCCGCGACACAGCUGCCCGUGUGCAGUCCCAGCUUCAGAGCAUGCAGGCCAAUGUGGAGCGGUGGCGGGGCCAGCUGGGGGGCCUGCGGGGCCAGGACCUGAGCCAGGUGGAGCGUGAUGCAAGUAAUUCGGCGUCCACCCUGGAGAAGACGCUGCCACAGCUGCUGGCCAAGCUGACCAAUCUAGAAAACCGUGGAGUGCAUAAUGCCAGCCUAGCCUUGUCUGCUAACAUUGGCCGUGUGCGGAAGCUCAUUGCCCAAGCCCGGGGGGCCGCCAACAAGGUCAAGGUGUCCAUGAAGUUCAACGGGCAUUCAGGGGUGCAGUUGCGCACCCCACGGGACCUUCCUGACCUUGCCGCCUACACUGCCCUUAAGUUCUACCUGCAGAGCCCAGUGCCGGCACCUGAGCCCGGCGAGAACACUGGGGAUCGCUUUGUUUUAUACAUGGGCAGCCGCCAGGCCACUGGGGACUACAUGGGUGUGUCUCUGCGGAACCAGAAGGUGCACUGGAUCUACCGACUGGGCGAGGGUGGCCCCACAGAUCUCAGCAUUGAUGAGAACAUUGGGGAGCAGUUUGCAGCCAUCAGCAUUGACAGGACUCUCCAGUUUGGCCACAUGUCCGUCACAGUGGAGAAGCAGAUGGUUCAUGAGAUUAAGGGGGACACGGUGGCCCCGGGAAUGGAGGGGCUACUCAACCUGCACCCUGAUGACUUCGUCUUCUACGUGGGAGGGUAUCCCAGCAACUUCACGCCCCCUGCACCCCUCCAAUUCCCUGGCUACCUGGGCUGCAUUGAGAUGGACACGCUGAACGAGAAGGUCAUCAGUCUCUACAAUUUUGAGCAGACCUUCCAGCUGAAUACCGCAGCAGACAAGCCUUGUGCUCGCUCCAAGUCCACUGGUGACCCAUGGCUCACGGAUGGCUCCUACCUGGAUGGCAGUGGCUUUGCCCAGAUCAGCUUCGAGAAGCAGAUGAGCCACACAAAGCGCUUUGACCAGGAGCUGCGGCUUGUGUCCUACAACGGGAUCAUCUUCUUUCUCAAGCGGGAGAGCCAGUUCCUGUGCCUGGCAGUUCAGAAAGGAACUCUUGUGCUCCUUUAUGACUUUGGCUCAGGCCUGAAGGAGGCCAUCCCGUUGCAGCCCCCACAGCCCCUGACAGCAGUCAGCAAGGCGAUCCAGGUGUUCCUAUUGGCUGGCAGCCGCAAGCGUGUGCUGGUACGCGUGGAGAGGGUCACCAUGUUCAGUGUGGAGGAGGACAACUUGCUGGACUCGGCUGAUGCCUACUUUUUGGGAGGUGUGCCACCUGAGCAGCUUCCCCCAAGCCUACGGCGGCUCUUCCCCUCCGGAGGCUCUAUCCGUGGCUGCAUCAAGGGCAUUAAGGCUCUGGGCAAGUACGUGGACCUCAAACGGCUAAACACCACGGGCAUCAGCUCUGGCUGCACCGCUGACCUUCUGUUGGAACGCACUGUGACUUUCCAUGGCCACGGCUUCCUGUCCCUGGCACUCCCUGACGUGGCACCCUUCACCAGCAGUGUCUACUCCGGCUUUGGCUUCCGUGGCACCCAGGACAACAGCCUGUUGUACUACGGUGCCUCCCCGGGUGGGGUAUGCCAGGUGUCCCUCCAGCAGGGCCACGUGACUCUCCAGCUUAUGGGGACAAAGGUGGAAACAGAAGAGGUCUUCACUGACGGCGCCCCCCACUAUGUUGCCUUCUAUAGCAAUGUCUCAGGGGUCUGGCUGUACGUGGAUGACAAGCUGCAGAAAAGGUCACACGAGGAGUCAUCCUCCAUGCUCCUGCCGAGGCCCGAGGGACCCCCACAACUUCUCCUGGGAGGUCUGCCUCAGUCGGGCACUUUCAGCAACUUCAGUGGCUGCAUCACCAAUGUUUUCGUGCAGCGGCUUCGGGGGCCACAGCAUGUGUUUGACCUACAACAGAAUACAGGCAGUACCAACGUGAGCAUAGGCUGUAUGCUGGCCUCACUCAACCAGACCACAGGGGCCACGGCUCAGAAGGCCUCCCGCCGCAGUCGCCAACCCAGCCAGGACCCUGUCUGCACGCCAGCCCAUCAUCUCAGGACCAUCCAGGAAGCAUACCAGUUUGGAGGUCCCCUGCCCAGUUACCUGCAGUUUGUGGGUGUCUCUCCCUCCCACAGGAAUUGGCGCCACUUCUCGAUGCUGGUCCGCCCACGUGCUCCCCAGGGCCUCUUGUUCUUUGCUGCACCCCUGACCAGCAGCAGCCCUUCGCUAGUCCUCUUUCUGAGUCAUGGACACUUUGUUGCACAGACAGAAGGCCCUGGGCCCCAGCUCAGGGUCCAGAGCCUCCAGCGCUCACAGGCUGGCCAAUGGCACAAGGUGUCUGUGCGCUGGGAGACGCAUCGGGUCCGGCUCACGGUGGAUGGCAGCCAGACCUGGAGCCAGGAGGCACCCCGCUAUCGAGCCCAUAGGAUGGAGGGACCCCAGCUCCACACCAUUUUUGUGGGAGGCCUCCCAUCCAGAAAUCACAGCUCCAAGCUCCCUGUGUCCGUGGGGUUCAGCGGCUGUGUGAAGAAACUGCAGCUGGACAGGCAGCCCCUGGCAGGCCCCACUCAAGGGGUGGGGGUCACACCCUGCAUCUCGGGGCCCCUGGAGGACGGUCUGUUCUUUCCAGGCAGUGAGGGAGUCGUCACACUAGAGCUCCCAGAGACCAAGCUGUCUAGUGUGAGCCUGGAGCUGGAGGUCCGGCCCCUGGCAGCUGCUGGCCUCAUCUUCCACCUGGGCCAGGCCCAGGGCCCUCCCUACUUGCAGUUGCAGGUGUUCAUGGAGCAGGUCCUGCUGCGGGCAGAUGAUGGGGCAGGGCAGUUCUCCACGUGGGUGAUGCACCCCAUGCUCUGUGAUGGGCAGUGGCACCGAAUGGCAGUGAUCAAGCGUAAGAACAUGCUCCGGCUGGAGGUGGAUACACAGAGCAACCAUACCAUGGGCCCUGUGCCAGUGGCCUCGGCUGACACUCGGGCACCUCUGCACCUUGGGGGCCUACCUGAAGCCGUGACUGCUCAGCCAGAGUCCCCUGCCUAUCGUGGCUGCAUGAGGAAACUGAUGGUGGAUGGGAACCCCGCCCCCAUGACUGCCUCUGUGGGAGUCCAGGGGGCAGUAGGGGCUAGUGGCUGUCCCUCUGGGGAACUAGCACUAGUUCCCGCUCACUCUGCAGCCCUUCCCACAGGCCAGGGCAAGGCGCGGAAGCAGUGGCGGCGCGAGGGGUCCAGGCUUCAGCCCCUCGGCCCUGUUGUCACCCUCCCUCUGCUCCGGCACUGAGGUCCCCUACACCUUUGUUCUCUGUCUAGCCUCUUAGCUUUGAUGGGUGACAACUCAUUUCUGGAAAUAGUUUAUGUCUUUUUAGCUGAAAGGACAUUGCAGAAUAGGUCUUUAUAUAUUUAUACUUUGUACUUCUUGCCCACCAACUUUUAGUACUGAGAUCUGUAAAAUCACUGGCUCCUUGAAAAUUAAAAAGUAACUUGUUUAA
Nannospalax galili (Upper Galilee mountains blind mole rat) is the source of this 11435-nucleotide messenger RNA. It is a transcript of the gene Lama5, whose product is annotated as laminin subunit alpha 5. The record is from RefSeq and is a predicted model, not a curated record. Bases 17 to 11227 code for a protein of 3736 amino acids. Gene Ontology annotation, biological process: cell adhesion; regulation of embryonic development; regulation of cell migration. NCBI's taxonomy places the organism in Eukaryota, Metazoa, Chordata, Mammalia, Rodentia, Spalacidae. Gene Ontology annotation, molecular function: signaling receptor binding. The transcript is spliced from 79 exons. Gene Ontology annotation, cellular component: basement membrane.